Rhopalosiphum padi (bird cherry-oat aphid) is the source of this 1676-nucleotide messenger RNA. Its product is annotated as 2',5'-phosphodiesterase 12-like. NCBI's taxonomy places the organism in Eukaryota, Metazoa, Arthropoda, Insecta, Hemiptera, Aphididae. The transcript has 6 exons. The record is from RefSeq and is a predicted model, not a curated record. Gene Ontology annotation, molecular function: 3'-5'-RNA exonuclease activity. Gene Ontology annotation, biological process: nuclear-transcribed mRNA catabolic process, deadenylation-dependent decay. The annotation marks the transcript as partial. Gene Ontology annotation, cellular component: mitochondrion.
AAGCCAAAUUGAUAUGAUAUUUUUCUUUCAUGAUAGUGAUAUAAACCGUUUUUUUUCGACUGUCUGGUCUAUUGCACAGGCGCAUUGAGUCGUUGUAGUCUUCCCGGACUACUUACAUUUUCGUAUUGUUCCGUGUUCGAAAAUUGUUGUGGCUGUUUGUCAACCAUGUUGGUUUUGUUUAACGUUUUUGUUAUUCUCAAUGGUCUAUCUAAUGUUUUAUUACUACUGCAGACUGUAUAGUACCUCGUUUAACAUUUAAAAAAGAAAAUUAUAAUUUAUUUUUCUACUGUUGAUUAGUAACAAAGAUUAUACUAUUUAAAACCAAAUAUCGAUAGAAACAUAUGAAAAACUUUAACAACUUAUUUAAGCAUAUCUAUUUCACUAAAAGAAAUAUGUCUUCUUUUAAAUUAUUUUUAUGGGAAAAUACAAUGUUUGUUAACUGUUUGAUUCCGACGGGUGAGACCGAACUAAAAAUGAUGGUGACUCUACCAUCUCCAUUUAACAAGUUGCACAGAAUAAACUUGUGUCGAAGCCCAGAAGAUACAAUAAGAAUAUUUAUUGACAGACUUGUUUUAAAGUUAUCACAAACUCAACGCAAAGUUAGUGAUAGUGAAAAGCUUAAGAGAAAUUGUGUAGAAAUAAAAGUGAAUGGAAUCAAAGUACCAUAUACUUCUAAAUGCUAUGAAAUGUUUGAGGAAUUUAAAGAAAAUAUUACCCUUGAAAUUAAAGAUCAUACGUAUAAAGUAAUAGUUAAUGCACCAAUAAUCAACGAAUUUAAAUUGGGAAAGCCUCCAUAUCAAGGAUUAAUGAUAUAUCCCUAUGGAUUUGAACAGGGAUAUAAUGUCUCUGUUAUGGAUACUCAAUAUUCGUGGUACAGAAUUGAUUCAAAAGAAGAAAUUAAAGUGGGCAAUUAUAUGACUUAUAAACCUACUGCCGAGGAUGUUAAUUGUCGUCUAAAAUUGGUUUGUAGUCCUUUUAAUGACAUGCUGCAACCUGGACCUACAGCAGAAAUAAUAUCUUCAACAGUCUUAGAGAAUACCAUUGAAAUCUACCCAUUUCAAAGAAGAUCAAUAAUAAAGCCAAUGGGCAAUAGUUUCAGAGUUGUGUCAUACAAUAUACUCGCUGGAGAAUAUACAAAAACUAAGGAAGCAAAAAAUGAAAUGUAUCCAUAUUGUCCAGAAGAAAUUUUAGCGUCCAGUUAUCGGCACCCUCUUGUAAUGAGAGAACUUCAAGCGUACAAUGGAGAUAUAAUUUGUUUGCAAGAAGUGGAUAAGCUUUUUUUUCAUAGAGAGUUGUGUCCUAUUUUAGAACAAAACGGUGAUAUGACUGGAUUAUAUUUUAAAAAGAAUGGCCGUAGGAAUGAAGGACUGUGUUGUUUUUAUAAUACUAAUACAUUUACUUUAUUAGAACAAUUUGAUAUUAGUUUGAAUGACCUGACUACUAUAGAAUUGUACUGCGGACCUAUUAUAAAAGAAAUUAUGAAAGAUGAAAAAUGGAAACAAGGAUUAGAAAAAAGAACUGUUUUCCAAGUCUUAGCUUUAGAAUUGAAUUCUGACUAUAAACAAAUAUUAUUAGUAUGCAAUACUCAUUUGAUAUCUGAUCCAGAAGGUGAUUUUAUUAGAUUGUUUCAAACGUUAAUUGAACUAAUUAUUAUUAAUAAAAUAAAACAAAAUAUC